Diorhabda carinulata is the source of this 1473-nucleotide messenger RNA. Its product is annotated as myophilin. Bases 402 to 968 code for a protein of 188 amino acids. The record is from RefSeq and is a predicted model, not a curated record. Lineage: Eukaryota; Metazoa; Arthropoda; Insecta; Coleoptera; Chrysomelidae. The transcript has 4 exons. Gene Ontology annotation, molecular function: protein binding.
UUCUAUGAAGAUUGAAAUUGUUUCAUAAUAGUAAAUUAAUUGAAAUAAAAUUAUUGGGAUAAAAUCAAAAUCAAGGAAUUAACUAUUAGAAUUGUCAAUAUCGGCCAGUCCACAACUGAACAUAAAAGUAUUAUGAAGUUCUUGAAUUACUAAACGGACAAUACCAAACACCCACCUGCGUACAUAGCUUUUAUUCAUCGAUAGGAAAAGCAAUACUUGUCUGGGCAAUUGUUUAGUGCGAAGUUCGACUACCGGCAACCGGAAUUUAUCAAAAUCAUCGGAGUGUAUCCACGGCACGGCGAAAGACCACUUUUAGUCGAGUUCAUAGUUCGUUGUAGUUCGGGUGCCUUUACGUUUUUUUGUGAAUACAUUUGCACAUUUUUAUAAAGUUUUGAAGCAAAAUGGCAAACAAUAGGGCUGCUAAAAGCGGAUUUGCCGCCGAAGCUCAACGAAAAGUUAAUGCAAAAUAUAGCGAAGAAUUAGCAAAAGAAAGUUUAGAAUGGAUUGCAACUAUUACAAAUGAACCUAUCAGCGUUGCCGGUGACAUGGACAAUUUCUAUGAAGUACUUAAAGAUGGUACACUAUUAUGCAAGUUAGUUAACAACAUUCAACCUGGUAUUGUAAAGAAAAUAAACACGUCAACCAUGGCUUUCAAAUGUAUGGAAAACAUUAACGCGUUCUUAGAAGCAGCCAAACAGUUAGGGGUACCACCCCAAGAAACAUUCCAAACUGUAGAUUUAUGGGAAAGACAAAAUUUAAACUCUGUAGUCAUCUGUAUACAAUCUCUUGGUAGAAAGGCCGACAAAUAUGGUAAACCACAUAUCGGACCGAAAGAAGCAGCCAAAAAUGAGCGCGUAUUCUCAGAGGAAAAGCUUCGUGCAGGUCAAACUAUCAUAGGUCUUCAAAUGGGAAGUAACAAAGGUGCCAAUCAAUCAGGGAUCAACUUUGGAAACACAAGACACAUGUAGAAAUGAACUUAAAAGUCAACGAUUUUCUAGCAAAAAACUAUUUCCUAGAAAUUUUUUGAAAGAAAAUUAUAGAUUUCAAAAAUAACAGAGUCUUCAGUAGUACUUAGAAACACAUAGCUGCCUAUUGUAUAUUAGGUAUUAAGAUAUGUUUCUUCGCACCAGUUUGAAAUUACACAUUUCAGUUUUUUAUUUUUAAUAAAAUUAAAUUCUGAACUAAACAUUCAUUAAAAAAAUGUAUUUUGAUGCAAUUCGAAUUUUGCUGUUGCAAUGGUCAAUUAAUAUUAAUAAUUUUUGCAUAUAGUGAUCUUUCUGGUUUUUUGGUAUAAGAUUCUGGUGUUUUUGAUGAUUAUUUAUAAAAUAUAUGUUUUGUUAAUACAUCGAAAAUAUAUAUUAAAUUUACAUUUACAAUCUAUUUUUGAUCGAUUUAUAAGUCAGUAUUUAAGUAUUGUUAUAAGCAUUCCUGUUUAUUUAAUUUCUUUCAUGAACAAUAAAUUUAGAGAACAAA